AUGCCAUGUGACCAUCGCGUAGGCGUUGCUGGGAAAACUGCCCAAUCAGAGGCGCAGGACUCUACAGCACUCUCCAAUCAGUGGCUCGGGGCACUGACCAAUCAAGAGCGUUGGGGGGUGGGUCUGGGAGCUCCGUCCAGUCAGGUCCGGGAACGAGCGUCGCUCGCAGUCGCGUGCAGGGCGCGCCGGCCGGGCUCGGCGCUCAUUAGCCCCCGCGCUGCGCGGCCCGGGGUGCCCCUCCCGGCGCUCGCACCUGCCGGCCCAGGAGAGCCAGGAGUAAGGCCAGAGACGGACUCUGUGGUCUUUGAGGAUGUGGCUGUGGACUUCAGUCAGGAGGAGUGGGCUCUCCUGGAUUCUGCUCAGAAGGAGCUCUACAGAGAUGUGAUGCUGGAAAACUUCAUAAACCUGGUCACAGCGGAUGACUUGACUAGAUUUAAGGCCAGUGAGUCAGUUUCUCAGCAGGAUAUUUAUGGGAAUAAAAUAUCAAAGUUCAUCAGAAAUGAUUCCUGGAUCUCAGUUUUAGGAAGAAUUUGGGAAGAACUUAACACUGAAGAUCAGCAUACAAGCCAGGAGAGUCUUAUGAGAAAUCAUGUGGUGGAAAAAUUCUGUGAAAGUAACAAUCAAUUCAAUUUGGAAGACUUCAGCCAGAUUGCAAAUCUUAAUCUAUCCCAGAAGACUCUUACUGGAGAAGAGCAGUGUGAAUGCAGUGCAUAUGGAAAAGUCUUCAAGCAUCAUCCAUCCCUCCAGGGUCACCUUGCCAUUCACAACGAACACAAACCGUAUCAAUGCCAGGACUGUGGGCAGGCCUACAGCUGCCGUUCACACCUAAGAACACACUUGAGAAUCCACAAGGGAGAAAGACCCUAUGCAUGUAAAUUAUGUGGAAAAACCUUUCCUUGUACUUCUUCCCUCAAUCGCCAUAUAAGGAUUCACACUGCGGAGAAAUCCUAUGAAUGUCAGCAGUGCAGGAAAGCCUUCAUAGAUCUGUCAAGUCUUACUAGUCAUGUGAGAACUCACACUGGAGAGAAGCCAUAUAAAUGUAAGGUGUGUGGGAAAGCUUUCAGUUAUUCCUCAACUUUCCGAAGACACAUGAUUACACAUACUGGAGAGAGGCCCUACAAAUGUAAGGAAUGUGGGGACGCUUUCAGUCACUCGUCAACUUUUCAAAGACACAUGAUCUCACACACUGGGGAGACACCACAUAAAUGUAAAGAAUGUGGGGAAGCCUUCAGUUAUUUCUCAGCUUUUCGAAGGCACAUGAUAACACACACUGGAGAGAAUCCCCAUCAGUGUAAACAGUGUGGGAAAACCUUCAUUUAUCUCCAGUCCUUUCGAAGACAUGAAAGGAUUCACACGGGGGAGAAACCAUACGAAUGUAAACUGUGUGGGAAAACCUUCAUUUAUCCCCAGUCAUUUCGAAGACAUGAAAGGACUCAUGGUGGAGAGAAACCCUAUGUGUGUAGUCAGUGUGGGAAGACAUUCAACCAUCCCUCGUCCUUUCAAGGACAUGUACGAGUGCACACUGGAAAGAAACCUUACGAAUGCAGUCAGUGUGGGAAAACUUUCAACUGGCCCAUAUCCUUAAAAAAACAUAUGAGGACACACUCUAGAGAGAAGCCCUAUGAAUGCAAACAAUGUGGGAAAGCCUUCAGUUUGUCUGCUUGCUUUCAAGAACAUGUGAGAAUGCAUCCUGGAGACAAAGCCUAUGAAUGCAAACUAUGUGGGAAAGCUUUCUACUGCCACAUAUCCUUACAAAAACAUAUGAGAAGGCACACUGCAGAGAAACUCUAUGAAUGCAAAGCUUUUAGUUGGCCUGAACUCUUGCAACAGCAUGUGAGAACACACACUGAAGAGAAACCCUAUGAAUGUAAGGAAUGUGGUAAAGUCUUCAAAUGGCCGUCAUCUUUACCAAGACACAUGAGAAUUCACACUGGGGAGAAACCUUACGAAUGUAUACAGUGCGGGAAAGCCUUCAGCUGUUCCUCAUCCUUAAGAAGACACAUGAGGAUGUUAGAAGAACAUCCUCUGAGCAAGUCCAGGGGGACCUCUGCCGCUCGCCACAGCCGUCCUGGCCUAGGGCUUCCUGCUUUUACUGAUAACUGUGCCCCUGGCCAGCUGGGCCACAGAGGUAACACUACUAAGGGAUCCAGAGCCCCCAAGCCUCGCUGCCAAGUGCCCACCAGUGCUCAUGAUCAACUCAGUGGGCAAGGUGGAGCUUUCUGCUCCACCUCCUGACUUUCUGGGAACUAGGGGUGGGGCCACCACAGGGACUUAUCCCUCUCUCCAUGUCUGGCUCCCACUCCUGUGUCUGCUCAGCACAUGGACACGCUUUGACCACAUGCAACUCCCAGCUCCCGCUUCUGCUUGGCUCUGGUCUCUGCUUUUCAGACUGAUGACCUCUUCUCCAGCUGCAGCUCCUACUUAGUGGACACUGUGAAGUAGGAGAGAAUGCAUUUGGCCAUGUGUUGGCCUAAAAGUUGUCUUCUCUCCCUUCUCUCCCCUUUCUUCCUGUUUAAAUAAAUCCUUUAAUAGUUGUUGCUCUCCGUGUGUCCUGCAUUCUUAAUCCCACAGAUGAGGUCUCAAC
This is a messenger RNA of Talpa occidentalis (Iberian mole), 2584 nucleotides long. Its product is annotated as zinc finger protein 555-like. Gene Ontology annotation, biological process: regulation of DNA-templated transcription. Bases 1 to 2235 code for a protein of 744 amino acids. The record is from RefSeq and is a predicted model, not a curated record. Lineage: Eukaryota; Metazoa; Chordata; Mammalia; Eulipotyphla; Talpidae. The transcript is spliced from 4 exons.